UCAUGGCUUCCUCCACCUACUUUAUGUUUAAGUUAUGCUUCACUAUCUUUUUGUUGAUACAUUAUGGUCAUCAAGUCUAUGCGCAGCUAUCGCCAGAUUUCUAUUCAACUUCAUGCCCCAAAGCCCCGUUUAUCAUUAAGUCUAUUGUUAUCUCUGCGGUAGCUACAGAGCUCCGAAUGGGUGCCUCUCUUCUCCGUCUCCAUUUCCAUGACUGCUUUGUUAACGGGUGUGAUGGGUCUUUACUGUUAGACAGCACGGCAAACUUCACAAGCGAGAAGUUAGCUAAGCCCAAUCUUAAUUCGCUGCGAGGAUUCGAGGUGGUGGACAAAAUCAAGUCCGAGCUAGAGAGAGUAUGUCCCGGGGUUGUUUCUUGUGCUGAUAUCCUUGCCAUUGUUGCUCGUGACGCCACGGUCGUUUUGGGUGGAGCACCAUGGAUAGUCUAUUUAGGAAGAAGAGAUUCAACCACGGCAAGCGCAAGUGCUGCAGACGUCCAACUCCCAUCCCCUUUCUCGAAUCUUAGUACUCUUAUAUCCGAUUUCAAAAAUAAAGGACUCACUCCCAAGGAUUUGGUGGCUCUUUCAGGGUCUCACACAAUAGGGAUGACAAGGUGCACAGUAUACAGAUCUCGGAUCUACAAUGACACCAACAUAAACAAGGGAUAUGCAGCAUCUUUGAAGAAGAUAUGUCCCAUCUCAGGUGAUGACAGCAAUCUCGCCCCUCUAGACACCACCACUCCUAAUAUCUUUGAUAGCGCUUAUUACACCAACUUGCUCAACUUCAAGGGCAUUCUACACUCAGAUCAAGCACUCUUCAAUGGUGGUAAUGGCCUCAUUGAUUAUCAAGUCAAAGCUUAUACUGCAAACUCUCUGUCUUUCCUCAAAGAUUUCGGUGACUCCAUGAUUAGGAUGGGAAACAUUAGCCCACUCACUGGCUCCAAUGGUGAGAUUAGGUCCAAUUGCAGGAAAGCUAAUUAAUUCAGGCUAAGAGACUCAGUUUUCUUUCAUUUUUCACUUUCAAUGUGGAUUGCUUCCUGGAAUCUUGAUGUACUUAAUAAUCAAACCCAAAUGGUUGAUUUGAUGUUUAAUAGUCCAAUAAAUACGAGAAAUUAAAUAAAAUUAUUUACCA
Macadamia integrifolia is the source of this 1125-nucleotide messenger RNA. Its product is annotated as cationic peroxidase 1-like. Gene Ontology annotation, molecular function: peroxidase activity; heme binding. NCBI's taxonomy places the organism in Eukaryota, Viridiplantae, Streptophyta, Magnoliopsida, Proteales, Proteaceae. The transcript is spliced from 4 exons. The record is from RefSeq and is a predicted model, not a curated record. Gene Ontology annotation, biological process: response to oxidative stress; hydrogen peroxide catabolic process. Bases 3 to 974 code for a protein of 323 amino acids.